Hyla sarda is the source of this 4240-nucleotide messenger RNA. It is a transcript of the gene KCNQ4, whose product is annotated as potassium voltage-gated channel subfamily Q member 4. Gene Ontology annotation, molecular function: voltage-gated potassium channel activity. Gene Ontology annotation, biological process: transmembrane transport; potassium ion transport. The record is from RefSeq and is a predicted model, not a curated record. Bases 516 to 2555 code for a protein of 679 amino acids. Gene Ontology annotation, cellular component: membrane. The transcript has 14 exons. NCBI's taxonomy places the organism in Eukaryota, Metazoa, Chordata, Amphibia, Anura, Hylidae.
GGCUCUAUAGCCGUCCAUCCCGCGGUGUAUCUGAUAGACUUCUUCCCCAUGACUGCUUACAAUGACAGGCAGAAAUGAGCUCCACUUAAAGGCACAGAGCACCGGUGAAGGUGAGCUCGGGCAGUGCCAGGCAGUGUGAAGACUAUGGGGCGGUAGUGCCCGGCGGGCAAGUAACAUUGGGCAUUGUAGUAGUGGGCUGGGAGUAAGUUGUCAUAGAGUAAUAAGAGGGGGUGGGCUCAGCCCUGAGGAGGCUGCUAUAGAGAGAAGGCAGUCGGGACAGCGGGAACAUACAGAGGAGAGCCUGGCAUGUAGAGAACCCGUGCUGGGCACCGCUCACUAUGUGCUGGAGCAUAUAGGAAACUUUUCCCUGGCAUGGAAGCUGAACUUUCCUCACAGCUCCGUCCUCAGCCUGGCCGUCCCCGCUGAAGUUUGCCCGCUCCGUCCCUGCCUCUAGCGCUCGGCAUCCCGUGCCCGGAGCCCUGUGAUGAGCUGAGUCCUCCGACCCCUCAGGGAGCAUGGCAGUGGGGGCACAGCCCCAGACGGACAAUGGCCGGGUGCCCUCACUCACACUGGCCCCUAUGGCCGGACAAGAAAUGGAGUUCGUGGCGCUCACGGCCGUCCAGACAGAAAGCGGGAGCCCCCGGCGCCUGGGACUGCUGGGCACCCCGCUCCCGGGACCCCCGCGGAGUUCAGCGUCUCACAAGCGGUACCGCCGCCUGCAGAACUAUCUGUACAACGUGCUAGAGCGACCCCGGGGAUGGGCCUUCAUCUACCACGCCUUCAUAUUCUUACUUGUGUUUAGCUGCCUGGUGCUGUCUGUAUUCUCCACAAUUCCUGAAUAUCAAAACUUAGCGAACAAGGGAUUGUUCAUACUGGAAUUCGUGAUGAUUGUGGUGUUUGGCAUGGAGUAUGUGAUCCGAAUUUGGUCUGCCGGUUGUUGCUGUCGUUACAGAGGAUGGAAGGGACGUCUCAGAUUUGCAAGGAAACCUUUCUGUGUUAUCGAUUUCAUAGUCUUAAUAGCAUCACUGGCAGUGAUCGCAGCUGGCACACAAGGAAACAUCUUUGCAACUUCAGCUCUGCGCAGCAUGAGAUUUCUGCAGAUCUUGCGUAUGGUGCGUAUGGACCGAAGAGGCGGUACCUGGAAAUUGUUGGGCUCAGUGGUGUAUGCUCACAGUAAGGAGCUGAUCACUGCAUGGUACAUUGGUUUUCUGGUGCUAAUUUUUGCCUCCUUCCUGGUAUACCUGGCAGAGAAAGACGCAAAUACUGAAUUUUCAACUUAUGCUGACUCCCUUUGGUGGGGGACGAUUACGCUUACUACCAUUGGUUAUGGUGAUAAGACACCUCGUACAUGGCUUGGGAGAGUUCUGGCAGCAGGGUUUGCUCUUCUUGGCAUAUCUUUUUUUGCACUUCCUGCGGGUAUUCUGGGUUCUGGGUUUGCUUUGAAAGUUCAAGAACAACACAGACAGAAACAUUUCGAGAAGCGACGGACGCCAGCAGCCAAUCUAAUACAGGCUGCUUGGCGUCUUUACUCAACAGAUGUGAGUCGUUCCUACCUCACAGCGACGUGGUAUUACUAUGACAGUAUCCUGCCAUCUUUCAGAGAGCUGCUUCUAUUGUUUGAUACCUGGCAUCGAACCCGUAGCCGAAAUGGAGGGGUUAAGCACUGUCAGGGGUCUCCUCGAUAUCACCCCGUCUCCCCUGCUCUGAAAUCUACAGCACCCCAUUUCUGUGCUGGGGAAAGCAAUAAGUCAGGAUUAAAAGAUCGGAUGCGAGGAGGUGGUGCCCCAAAACAGAGCACACGGAGUAAACAGUACUUGGCUCCCCCUGAGCGGACUUCUGCUGGACCAGACCUGACCUCUGAAACUCCCAGUCCUACCAAAGUGCAGAAAAGUUGGAGCUUUAACGAUCGUACAAGAUUUCGAGCAUCAUUAAGACUUAAAUCAAAGCCCCAAGCAGAUGAGGGAGCUGUAGAAGAAAGUAAUGAUGAGAAGAGACUUCCCAGUGAUCUCACUAUGGAAGACAUCAUGCCAACUGUAAAAACAUUGAUCAGAGCCUUUAGGAUUCUGAAGUUUCUUGUAGCAAAAAGAAAAUUCAAGGAGACUCUCCGUCCAUAUGAUGUGAAGGAUGUCAUUGAGCAGUACUCUGCUGGCCAUCUAGACAUGCUUGGGCGAAUAAAGAGUUUGCAGUGCCGUGUGGACCAAAUUAUAGGUCGGGGUCCCAUCCCUAUGGAAAAGAAACCACGAGAGAAAGGAGAGAAACUACCUCCUAUUGGAUCUGAGGCAGAUGCAGCCGAUGAGAUGAGCAUGAUGGGAAGAGUUGUAAAGGUAGAGAGACAGGUUCAGUCCAUUGAAGAUAAACUUGAUGUCCUCCUUGGUUUUUACUCUCAGUGUCUAAAGAAGGGCCCUGCCAGCUCCUCUACACUAACCUCCAUGCAGUUGCCACUAAUAGACCAUGACAUGACAUCCGAUUACCAUAGUCCUGUGGAUCAAGUCGAUAUAUCUGUGUCUGCACAGACACUGAAUAUUUUCCGUUCCGACAGCACCAACAUGGAAUAAAGGACUCAGUUCAGGAGUAGAGUUGCCUUGUGCCUCCAGCCUUUGCUGGUAAUAGGUAGAGUCACAGAUUUUCCAAUACAGCUACAUGAACAGAUGCCCAUACACGGCUGAAUUGGUUCCAGUGCUCUGCAUCUUACAACAUAAUGAACAUAGAUUAUAAAUAUGCAAUUUCAAGUCUUCUGGAAAUGAAAUCCAAUAUUGUCACAGAGAAGUAAGAAGGAUUUUUAAAGCCAUAUAUUCUCUCUGUGCUGAGCUGUUCGUGGUUAGAAGAGCUCAUGUCUUGAGUCUGUUGUAAAGUGACUAAGAUAUUGAGUUAUAAGAUCACAAUGAUGAGCUGCACUGUGGCCUCUGUUAGCAAUCCACAGAAUUUCUGCAUUGUCCUUCCUUGCUUCUUUGUCUUGCUAAGUUGGCAAGUGCCAGUUUUACAGCACUCAGCCUCUAGAAAGUGCCUCAAAGAUCUUAUUAUGCAGAUGCUGCUCCUGUCAAUCUUUCAUCUCCUGAGUGUGGGGCAGCACGGUGCGCUGGUACACAUGAAACCCGAGCUUGUUACUUCUGGUCUCUUUGUUGACUGAGGUGUUUUGCUCAGCCUAGACACCGAGACAAACUCAUUUAUGCAUGGAUUACAGUGAUUCAAGCUUCAUCUCCAGAGGUAGAAGAGCAUCUUCCUUAUCAGUGUCUGCCACCUGCUGGAGUGGAAGAAAAGAAGACAACUGAGAACUUAAGUGUGUACAUGGAAACGAAAUGGAUGUAUCUACUGGGGUGUGUGCUCGUGGGAUUGUUUGCUGAGGUGAAUGGAUUGCCAAUGUGAAAAAAAUGUAACAUGACUUAGCUUUUAUAUGGGUGUUUGUGUAAAUGCAUAUUUGCCCCACUAAUAUGUAAAUGAGAUGAAGCGGUUGUAUCUUACACACACUAAAGACUGACCUUUUUGUGUGCAGAUCAGAUACUGGGCAUAGGAACAUGAUGAGCGUGGAGUUUAUGCUCAGCUUCCAGACAGGAAAGUGCUUUGGUGAUCUCCCAGUGGUGAGCCGUCUUGUUCUGUAAAUAGCAUUGUGCUAUAAUGGAAAAUUUCUGCCUUCAAUAUUUGAGUAGAGACAAACCAAAUAUAUAAUACAGGUGAGCAGACGUUAGGGCAGUCCCGUUUUACAUUUGGUGGCACGAUGAAACUGCACAUAUUACAUCUAUAUAUCUUUUUAUAUUUGGCGUAUUAAAGUCAUGAUAUAAAAAUAUUAAAAUCAUCACACAUGAAUAGGAUUAUUCACAGGUCAAACUAAAACGAAGAAGUUUUCAAGUGGAUUUUACUCCAAAUAUACUGUAAUAUACCUUUCGGGGGUAAAUAGUUAUCUGACUUUAUCAAUAAUGUACCAAGAAAAAAAGAGAAAAGCACAAAAUCUUUUCAUUAUGAAACAAAAACCCAUCCAAUACAUGACUCUGAAUGUAUUUAAAGAGGCUACAGAUUCCAUAGUUGUGGUCAAAUCAAAUGACCUAGUUGCCCUUGAAUUUGACCUCUUAUACAGUACAGUCAUAUCUGACACACAUGUAAUAACAGCACAAUGUGUAUAGAGGCUGCCGGGCAUGGUACAUUCCGGUUGUUUUGGGUAAACCAUGGCAGGUUGGUCAUUUAUUGCUGACUACAUUUUAGGCUUUUUGCUUACCACAUGUAGAACCUUUAGGGACAUUUUUUACAU